This is a messenger RNA of Galendromus occidentalis (western predatory mite), 3378 nucleotides long. Its product is annotated as protein sax-3-like. Gene Ontology annotation, biological process: cell-cell adhesion. The transcript has 13 exons. Gene Ontology annotation, molecular function: protein binding. Bases 1 to 3378 code for a protein of 1125 amino acids. Lineage: Eukaryota; Metazoa; Arthropoda; Arachnida; Mesostigmata; Phytoseiidae. The record is from RefSeq and is a predicted model, not a curated record.
AUGACUCGCUCUGAUCCUGACGACGUGCCGAAGAUCUCGGAGCAUCCGUCCGACGUCGUCGCGCUCCGGGACGACCCUGCUCAGCUGAACUGUGGAGCUGACGGCGCAACGCAGGUCCAGUGGUUCCACAAAGGAAAAUUAGUUCGGAACAAAGGUGGCCGUACCACGUCGCCUCUAGGGGUUUUGUUUUUCCUCUCAGUCUCUCAUGCUGACACCGGCGUCUAUUGGUGCGAGGUUUCCAACUCCAAAGGAACAACGCGAAGUCGGAACGCCACUCUGAACAUCGCCUAUCUGCGCGAGGAGUUCAAGGUGACCCCGCUCGACACAGGAGUGGCUGUCGGAGACACGGUGAUUCUCGAGUGUGAUCCUCCGGCGGGGCUUCCUCGACCCGAGGUUCAAUGGCUCAAAGAGGGUCAACCGGUCAACGUGGGCUCAGGUCGGAGUCGGAUAAGAUUCUCGGAUAAUUCUGGUAAUCUAGUCAUCCAGGAUGUUCGCUCGGCGGAUCAGGGCAGCUACGUGUGCAAAGCCGAGAACAUGGUCGGAAUUCGGGAAACGCCCGCUGCACGCGUGCGAGUUCACAGCGCGCCGGUCUUUGUCGUAAGGCCCGAGGACACAACGGUCGUUGCUUACGACAACGACGUUCGAUUGGACUGCAGCGCAGGAGGCGAACCCAGUCCCGUGAUCAGAUGGAAACGCCGUGAGGGUGAAGUGCGACAACUUUCGACGGGAGAACGCGUCAAGGUCACCGAUGGAACGCCGACCACUAACCGGUCGUCGUCCUCACUCGAGAUCCUGAAUGUUGUUCCUGAAGAUGAAGGAGACUAUGUCUGCGAGGCCGAGAACCCCGCGGAUACCAUCAGCGCCACGGCCAGAGUCACGGUUCACGCUCGACCCGUGUUCCUCGUGCGUCCUCAAGAUCAGAAAACUAGUCUGAAUGGCGUCGUGAGCUUCCAAUGUAUGGCCACCGGAAGUCCGAAACCGAAUAUUUAUUGGACCAAAGAAGGAAAUCAGGCGAAUCUCAUGUUCCCGAAUAACACUUACGGCAGAAUCCACAUCGAUCAUUCCGGCGUUCUCAGUAUUGCCGGAGUGAAGAAGGAAGAUGAGGGAUUCUACGUUUGCUCAGCGCUCUCGGCAAUCGGUUCAAUUAUGACGAAAGGUCAGCUCGAAGUCACCACGCUCGGGGACCUGCCUCCACCGCUAAUUGAAGUGGGCCCCAUGAACCAAACCAUUCCGGAGGGCCAGCCCGUCACUUUACCCUGUGAGGUGUCCGGGGUUCCAUCACCCGAGGUUCAGUGGCAUUUUAAUAAAGACGUUCUCGACGAGGAAGAUGAAGACAGGAUCACGAUCGAUAGUCAAGGCACCCUGACAAUUCAAGAUCUCCGCUUCGAGGACAGCGGCAUUUAUACGUGCGUUGCGUCGAGCGAAAGCGGCGAAACCCGUCAGGCGGCCGCCUUGAACGUCGCAUCCGUGCACGAUCCGAACGUCGCGUUCUCCCGGGCCCCGUCACCCGCGCUCCUACCCUCCGCACCGUCUAAGCCUCGAACGAUGAAUGUGAGCGAUACUUCGGUGACGCUCGCUUGGGAUAGGCCGCAGGACGAGUCCAUGGGCGGCUUCCACAAAAUCAAAGCCUACACCAUCGAGUACUUCAGCGCCGAUCUGCAGUCGGGCUGGGUGACGGUGGCCAACCGGAUCGGCUCUGAAAUCUACACCGUGAGCAGCUUGAAGCCCGAGACCAGAUACGUAUUUCUGAUCCGAGCAGAGAACGCUCUCGGUACGGGAAGACCGUCGGAACUGUCGAAGGUCGUCAAAACGCUCGGCAGCCGAACGAUCGGCGCUCCCGACCACUAUCUGUCGCGAGCCCGAACGCAGCUGAGCAUAACCGAGGUGAACCUCCGCAGCGUAAAAGCCGUAAACUCAACCGCCGUCGGUCUCGAGUGGCACGUGGCAGGCGACAAGGACUUCAUCGAGGGCUACUACAUUCGCUUUAAGGACAUGGGCGGCAGCACCAACAAGUACAACAUGGUGACCGCUUGGGGCAGCAAAGUUUCCCGCUAUGUUCUCAAGGAUCUGAAAAAGUUCACGAAGUACGAGGUAUUUCUAGUGCCGUUCUACAAGAAUGUCGAAGGGCCCCCGAGCAACACGCGAGCUGCGACAACGCUCGAGGAUGUUCCCUCCGCGCCUGUCAACGAGAUCUCCGUCAAUGUGGUGAACAUUAGCAGCGUCUGGGUGCAGUGGAAACCGCCCCCAAGUCAACAUCGCAACGGGCUCCUGUUGGGUUAUAAGCUGCUCCUGCUCGGCCCGCUCGACACCAUGAACCAGAACGUCCUCACGAACACGACGCAUUACGUUUUCAACAACCUGAUCGAAGCCAUGCGUUACAAGCUGCAAGUGUUGCCAUUCACGGCUGUGGGCGACGGUCCGCCGAGCCAUUUCGUCGAUUUCUCCACCGACGAACUCUCCCAACCCGUGGCCAUCAGCAGUCCCUUCAUCCACGAACGAUGGUUCAUCCUGAUGUUGAGCUUCAUCUUCUGUUUCUUGUUGAUCACCAUCGGUAUUCUGCUCUACCUGUGCAGAAGACAGUACGCCUUGAAAACCACUGUUUCGGCGGUGCCCGUCACGAAGGGAGCCGAUCUCAAUAACUGUUUCGCGAGUCUCACUCACCCGGUGAACGAUAACUGGACUGGUAUUAACAGCUAUACGGAGAAUAACAAGACUGUAUACGAGAAUAAGCUGAGUGCGCUCGACGGGAUCGACUAUGGCGCUGAGUACGCACUCCCCGACGUGAAGGAAAGCGAAUACGCUGAAGUCGGCCAGAACCUCAACACGUUUGGCAAGCGAUUUGUUUACCAGCAGCAAACACCGGAACCCUAUGCAUCAACAACCCUAGUCGCUCCCUUGGACUUCACUUCGAGAACUGGCAACGGAGUAACGAUCAAGUCGCUGGCAACGCGAGCCUCGGUCACUAGAUAUUCGAACACACUCGGGCCUCAAGCUCCUCAUGAACUCGAUAAUUUACUCCAGGCGAAUAGUACAAGCGUAAACAGUGGCUCGGGCGACUCGGCGAGCUUCGGACGUCGGAGCGGUCUUAGCGGUGGAUCUCAUACGGAGUGCAGUAGUUGCGCGGGCGUCCACCUCGAGGACGAAUGUGACGAGCCCAUUUACAACACGGUCCCGGACGAACUCGACCCGUUUGAGAGGAAUUUCAGCUGCCAACGACAAAGAGUAGACAAGAAGCUAAAAAUAAAAAAUUGCAAUUUCAACUCGUUACAACACAUGGACGACAGCAUCACGGUGCCUUCAUACAGCAAAUCUCUCUGUUCGCCCUCGACACCUGCAGCGAGCCGCAGGAGCGGCGCUAGUACCCGAGCGCAGCUGUAA